AUGAGGAAAGAAAUUGAUGUUACUGCUGAAAAUUUAACAAAAUUAGCUCCAGCCAAGGUAACACAACUAAAUAAAUAAAAUGUUGCCAACGGUUUCUAUAUUUUGCAGACACCGGUCGAAACCACGCAAAGAGUGAACAGCCUGUCGUUCAGCUCGAAAGGAGAGCACAUGAUAAUGUCGACGGACGAUGAUUCCAUGUUUCUGUACGAUAUGCACACCGGUCAGAAGUCCCGCAGCGUGAACAGCAAGAAGUACGGAUGCUCUCACGUCAGAUUCGCCUCCGAUGGUAUAUGCGCUCUACACGGAUCUACCAAAGUUGACAGUGAGAAUAUUAUUUUCAUUGAAAAAUUAAUAGACUCUAUUCAGACACCAUCAGGUAUCUUUCACUGACCGACAACAAAUACCUGCGUUACUUUCAAGGACACGACGGAUUGUAAGAUCAUUUUGCCCCUGAAAGCAUUAGAAAAAUGAUUAUAUUCAGAGUGACCGGAAUCAACGUCUCACCGAUGGAUGACAUGUUUCUUUCGGUCGCCGAAGACAAAACUAUUCGAUUAUGGGAUCUGAAGACGCACAACUGCAUCGGUCUCAUGAAUCUAGCCGCCACGCCGAUAGCCACAUUUGAUCCGGAAGGACUUCUUUUCGCUGCUGGACUAGACAACAAUACAGUUAAACUGUACGAUUUGCGCUCUUUCGACAAGGGACCUUUCUCGAGUUUCCCUGUUGCAAACGAAACUGACUUGGAGUGGACUGCGAUGCGAUUCUCUCCGUGUGGAAAGUACAUUCUCAUAUGCACCAACGGAAAUCAACUUUUGUACGUUUGGCUCAAAGAUCUUGAAAUCAUGAAGCGCUGUUUUCAGCCUUCUGGACGCAUUCUCGGGAGUUAUUAGACACGCGCUUUCCGAGCAUCAGAACAUUCAGAAACUUCCUCUGUUGGCCUCGUUCACCCCCGAUUCGUCGCACAUCAUGGUCGGAAGUUCGGACGGCAACAUAUACUUUUACGACGUCGAGACGGGCCGAGUCGCCCACACCAGUUCGGUCCCCGGAGGAGAUGUCCUGCACAUCACCGAGUUCAGUCCGGUUCACUUCGCUGCGGCAACUACCGGAAAACAAUUAGUUUGUUCAUUUCUAUCUGACAAAAGUAUUAAUAAACUUAUUUCAGACUCUUUGGUGCGCAAACGACGAAUUGAAGAACUCUGGGUAA
This is a messenger RNA of Caenorhabditis sp. 36 PRJEB53466, 1201 nucleotides long. The record is from the annotation of a GenBank genome assembly. Lineage: Eukaryota; Metazoa; Nematoda; Chromadorea; Rhabditida; Rhabditidae.